AUGACGGCUGGUUCAUUAUUUCCCAUCCUAGUUAUUGAUCCGGUGUAUAAAGACAUCAAUGAAUAUGCAAAAGAUUAUGAUUAUGACCUAUAUGGUGUACCACUCUCGAAAUGGAAGCUUGUCUUUAAUAACCCGCAUAUUUAUUUAAAAUAUUAUUUAGAAAAGUAUUCAAUUCUGGCAUAUUUUUUACCCAUCAUUUUAUUUGCUCUUUACUAUAUCUUAUCAAACUUAUUUGAAUUCAUUUACCUUAUAUAUCGUAAAGUAAAAAUUAUUCAACAAUGGAGAAUAGCCAAACGUGAACAGUAUAAAAAAUGUCAACAAAGGUUCCACUUAAAGUUGCCUAGAACACAUGAUGAUUUUGCAUUGAUCAAUUACCAAGCAUAUAUUGAUUGGCAUAAAGUCACCGGUAGGAAUUCUAAACUAUCUACCCUUCCAGUAAACUUACCAGAUUAUGAAUGUUUACGCUUUGUAUUGGAUAAUUCAUGGCCGUUUCUAUCUGCCUUGAAAACAUUAGAAGAGGAUGUCCAUUGUUAUUUUGAUCCAGAAGUGAUAGAAGGUAAAGCAGAAAAUACUGAUCCUUAUGGGCCACAACAAAGACGAAACAGACUGAAACGCUUAGUGACUCAACGUAAAGCACGCUUUAAAGUUGACAAUUAUGAUAUAAACUCAUCUGAUAGUUCUACAGGAUCAACAGAAGGAAUGAAAGAAAUUGAUAUACAGGCACUGGAAGAUCAAGGUUGGAUAGAAGAAUAUAAGUGGAGAGUAAGAAUGGCCUUGUUACAGGCGCAAAGAUAUGAAAGAAGAAGACACUAUCCGUCUGUGUCAUGGCAGUUCUCUGCGAACUUUGUUGAAGGUACCGAAGAGAAAAAAGGAGAGAUGGGAAGUCAAAAUAAUACAAAAAGUGACGAGAAAGUAGAUACUAACUCAGCAAAAGUAGGCGCGAAUGAUUUUGAUGAUCACAUGAAUAAGAGAAAGGCAUAUAACUCAAGGAAACAAAGAAAUCUAUUCUCAUGUCAGUCUAAUAUAACCAGCGGAUCAUUGGUAGCUAUAUAUGAUAGUGAUGAAAACCACUUUAAAACACAUUAA
Molecule: messenger RNA, 1086 nt
Organism: Heterobilharzia americana
Lineage: Eukaryota; Metazoa; Platyhelminthes; Trematoda; Strigeidida; Schistosomatidae
Source: the annotation of a GenBank genome assembly